Salvia miltiorrhiza (redroot sage) is the source of this 1051-nucleotide messenger RNA. RefSeq lists its product as uncharacterized. The record is from RefSeq and is a predicted model, not a curated record. Bases 350 to 970 code for a protein of 206 amino acids. Lineage: Eukaryota; Viridiplantae; Streptophyta; Magnoliopsida; Lamiales; Lamiaceae. The transcript has a single exon.
UGAAAUUUAACAUGAUUUUUAUUUUCUAUCCAUAAAUACAUGAAUAUAAAAAUAAAUAAAAGAUCAAACAUUUUGGUGGGCCACUAGGCCCACGAACGAGCCCACACAAUUUAAACCCAAAAAAGAAGCCGAAGGCAACAUUCUUAAAAGCACCGCUUGGCGCUUGCUUAAACAUGUAGCCGUUGCAAUUGCGAAAUCAAUCCUAUUUCAAACGGCCUAAAUUCUUCACUAUAUAAAUUCAAAAUCCCCUCUUCCAUCUUCUUCCAAAAUCACACGAAACAAACUCUCAAAACAACACACAGAGAUUGAGACUUCUCUUAGAAAACAUUACCGAUUCGACGUCGUCGCAAUGGCAUCAUCGAGGCGCAGAAGCUCCUGCUCAUUCCUCACUCUCCUCCUCUCAUUCUUCAAUUUCAUCCUCUUCAUCCUCUCCGCCGCCUCCCUAGCGCCGACGAUCGCCCUCAGAAUGCCGCCGACCUCCCUCGGCUGGGCGUUCCUGAUGAUCUCCGGCGUCUCGCUGCUGUCGUCGUUCGUCGGAUUCUACUCCCACCUCGCUCGCUUCUGCUUCAUCACGCACGUCUCGCUCCUCCUCGCCUCGUCGGCCGGGCAACUGCUGGGGAUCCUGGUCCUAUUCACGAAGGAGAAGUCGAGCCUCGAGAUGCUGAGAUCGGCGAGGGAUCCGCGAGAGGCGAAGGUGCUGGUGAGGCUGGAGUGCGGGGUUCUGAUGGCGAUGUUUGUGAUGCAAUUGGGGGUUUUGGUGGUGAGCUGCGUGGUGCAGAGCUGCUGGGUGAGGGAGUACGAGGGGCUGGAGGCAGAGAGGGAGGCCACGGCGAGGAAGAGGCGGCAGAAGAUCGCGAGGGUACAGGAGGAGUCGGUGGCCAAUGCGGCGACGGCGGUGGAAAUGAAAAAUAAGGAUUUUGAUGAGAAGAUGAUCAAUAAGUACGGCAAGUGGACGGAGAAUGAUAUCUAACUUAUUUAUUUUUUUAUUUAUUUUUAUGUGUGUAAAAUUGUUCAUUGAUUGAUGGAGAUUUAUGAUUUUUUAUUUGUUUAA